Molecule: messenger RNA, 2721 nt
Organism: Lodderomyces orthopsilosis Co 90-125
Lineage: Eukaryota; Fungi; Ascomycota; Pichiomycetes; Serinales; Debaryomycetaceae
Gene: FAR1
Product: cyclin-dependent protein serine/threonine kinase inhibiting protein
Exons: 1
Coding region: 1-2721 (906 amino acids)
Source: RefSeq, a predicted model, not a curated record
AUGUCAAACAAAAAGUCAUCGAUUGUCAGUAAGUUGAAAAACACUCCAUUCAGAGAAAUCAGCCUGUUGCAGAAUGUUAAUGAGGGCAACGGAAAAAAGAGUGUCAAAAAUGUGUUUUCCGUAACUCCAGAACUAGAACAAGCUCAUGUUUUCAGUUCUACCAAGAGGUCGCCACUAGCUCAUUUUACGACAAAAAAUCAACUGCUUUCUAAAGUUGAAACAACUUCAACGUCAGCGUCAUCUCAAAUAAAAACGUUUGACAAUCAUUUUUCAGCAGAACCACCAAAAUCAUUAAAACGUUAUAAAGGGCAAGUCUGUUGCAUUUGUAGGGACCCCUUACGGCUUGCACUACCGGGGCAAGUAAUUUUACUACUCCUGUGUGAACAUUUGUGUCACAAGAAUUGUUUUUUGACGUUACUAGACCUACAGGAUAGAAAAAGGUUACCUAUUUGCGACAUAUGCAAGGUUCCCACUAAUGUAGCUGAUGAAGAUGUCUACCUAGAUAUGAUCAACGCUAUUACAACAGUUGAGGAGUCAAACGUAGAUAGCGGUACAACGAAUGAAGAAGAAGUUGAUUUUACUAUGGAUGUUUCCACUCCUGUGUUACUGCAAAAUAUUUCAGAGCCUUGGGUUAACACACCCACAGACCAAUUAUUGAAUGACCAACUUAAUACCCCAUCCACAUCAAGGCAUGGAAUCGAUUACGAGUCAUUACUUUACAACCCCAACAUAACCUGUAUGAGCGACAUUCACCCCAUCAGACUUAAUGAGAGCCAUGAGAUCAACUGUGUAAUAAAUAUCAAACCACCAGCUAUUUACAACGACUCCAACCUGCAAUUCAUUCCUUCCGAGUUGAAACUAAAAUGGGAAGUUUCAAGUUAUAUUAGUCAACAAUUGGGCUUAAAUAGAGAGAUGGGGGAAUUGAUUAUUUUUGACAAGAUGAAGAUCAGCAUUGACGGGGAAGAGUGGGAUGACUCUUGCAUUUAUUUGUUUAGUAAGUAUUUGUUAGUGUAUAACGGUGAAGCCCUAGCAGGCAUGAUUUCAGUUUUAGAUGAUUUGUGCUUGGCCAGCCUAACUGGCGGAGUAUUGAAUUUGAACUUGACCGAGAGUACGUUGCCAGAGUUGUACCUCUAUAAUCAAUUCAGUCAAACCAUAACAGAAAAAUGGGAGUAUGUUUUAUGCAAAUUGAUGGAUCGUAAACAACCAAUUAUAAACUUGUUUCAAUUUACCAGCACCUGUUGGUUGGACCUUCAAUACGGCGUUGAUGUUCCACUGAACUUGAUACGUUUCAACAACCUCCUCUUACAAGGAGGAGAGUUGCCUAGCUCGUAUAUAAUAAAAAUAUUACCUUGUCCUCAGCCACUUGCAAUGAACCUUAUUGUUGCUGUUCCGUUAUUCAACAAAACAAAGUUGUGCAACACUGAGUAUCUUCAUUUGUUGCAAAAAUUACUUCACAGAAUCCGCUCCACCUUAAAUGCUACCGAUAAAUUAGCGAUUAUAUUCCUCGGAGUGGACUGUUUGCACAGACCUAAGGCAAGUGGAACCUUUGUGGGGUGUGUCGAAGCCUCGUGGGAUGGUUGGGACGAUUUAAUAAAUGAUAUGAGUAUUGUCCCAAAUAUAUUCAAGAAUAAUUUUCAAGAGUUAAAUAUUGCUUUCCAAAAGUGUGCUGAUUUAUAUCCAUUCAUCCCGAUUCAAGGGAAUUCCAUCAACAAAUUUCUUCUACUAAACUGGGGAGACUAUAAAGAUGAUGGUCAGCUGCAUUCAAUAUUUAAUAUGAACAAGAUCAAAAGGGUUUCGUUGACUAUAAUAAGAGUUGGUUCACAUUUGGACAUUUUGGAAGACGUUGAAGCCCUCUCCAAAUUUGAGUAUGGAAAUGAUCCAGUACUACGGUUUGAAACUCCUGAGAAACUAAUUACUUCGGUUGAACCAUUGAUGAGCCGGAUACAAAGCAUUUGCUUACCCUAUUUGCUGGUUGAAGUAAAAACCGAGAUUAACGCCACAAUUACAUCUAUGGAACUGUUUGGUUCAGUUGAGCAAACAAAUAUCCAGUCUCAAAAAAUUUGCUUUCGAGGGGUAGUCCCAUCUGAAGAAAGAAACUUUCUCCUCACAAUCAAAUUAUACCAGAUCCCUCAGGAUUUCGAAAAGGUUCCAAUACUUAAAUAUACAGCAAGGUGGCGUGGCGACAAAUCCAUACAAAGAAUAGUGUAUGCUAAGCUUGGUGUGAUUAGGCCCCCAAUAACACCUACCGAAAAUGAUACUAUAUUCUUCAGUGAAGCCACAAAUGCGGGCUCUUUUGAAAAAGAUCAUCCCAACAGAACCUAUUAUUUGGAUAUACUUCUUUUACCACUCUUAUCACCAAGCGGAAAUGCCUCAUUUGCAAAGCGACGUGCAGAAUUACUAAUAGUUCAGUACUUGCGCCAAGCAAUUGCGGAAAAGGAUUCUUCAACGUUGAAGGCAGCUGUUUCAGUGGUUUAUAGACUAUUAAAAUGUAUCUCUCCAGAUUUUGAAGGUGAGAUUGUUUCGCAAAGAGCACAGCUUGACUCAAAUGCCAAGGAUCUCAGUAUUUUGGACUUGAUGGCAAUGACGAGGUCAGGUAAUUUGGAAAACCAAAGAUAUGUGUAUUUACUAGUUGGCCAACUUGAACAAAUUAUUCCUUUAUUUGAUAUUGACCCAACCAAUGCUGUGGACAGAUGCUUCGAUUUGGUUUAUAGUUUAGUUUGA